Beta vulgaris subsp. vulgaris (sugar beet) is the source of this 2321-nucleotide messenger RNA. RefSeq names its product protein PHOSPHATE STARVATION RESPONSE 1. Bases 313 to 1821 code for a protein of 502 amino acids. The transcript is spliced from 8 exons. Gene Ontology annotation, molecular function: DNA-binding transcription factor activity; DNA binding. The record is from RefSeq and is a predicted model, not a curated record. Lineage: Eukaryota; Viridiplantae; Streptophyta; Magnoliopsida; Caryophyllales; Amaranthaceae.
CAAAACUGUUAAACUAAACAAAAGAUUCUAACGAGUUCACCUCAAAAUAAAUAAAAAAACCUAAAAAAACUGAAGAGAAAAUUCACGCGCAAAAAGAGAGCGUGGGAAAGUAGAGUUGGCUCUUUCAAACUUUGGUUUGUUUUGGAAUGAUUAGGCAAAUUAACCAAUAACACUAAAAACGAAGGGCGUUGUCCACUCCGUUCACUUCUCAACGCCGGUGAUCCAAUUUCAACCCCCAUCAAUUUUAAUCUUCAAUUGCAUCAUUUAGUUUCAUCUAUUUCUUGGGUUUUCCUUCAAUUUAAGCUUAUUGUAAUGCAGGGAAGAACCUGGAACUCAACUCCAGAACUUUUUAUACGGCCAAAUAUGGAUGGGCGCCCUGCUUUAUCCGUUCAGACAUCUGGUCCAAGACAGUUGGGUGCUUCUGGAGCUCUGUCUUCAUCCUUGCCAGUUCUUCCUUGUACCUUGGAAGAGAAGUAUCCUAAAUUUCCUAACUCCCAGCAAGUCUCCUUGGAAAGAGACCUUGUUACUGAUCCUUUAGUCUUCCAUCCAAAUCCGUUGCCAUCCAGCGUUAAAAUUGUCGGCCAUAUGUUCUCAUCAUCAUCUGGAUAUGCUAGUAAUGAACAAUUUUCUUCUUCCUCCCAUGAAACGCAUUCUAGUAACUACCCGUAUAUUUCUCCAUCUGCUAGUAACGGAUCAUCAUUGGCUUUAGGGCCCUCUAAUCAUGCAGAUCUUAUUCAUUCAUCAGCUUCUAAUACUAGAGGAAACAACAUCUCCUGGUGUUCAGAUUCAGGACCUGGUUUCCCUGAUUUUACCUCCCACACCUCCUUGCAGAACGGUCACAUCCAGGGAAAUGCUGAUGGUGGUAGUAAUCUCAUCACACAUGAGGAACUUCUCAAGCGAAAUGAUUGGCAGGAAUGGGCUGAUCAGCUAAUCACUGAUGAUGAAUCUUUAAGCUCUAAUUGGGGUGAUCUGCUUAUUGAUACCAGCACUCCAAAUCAUGAAACAAAGAUGUCGAACAAACUGGUUAAUUCAGCCUCAAAUUUGUCGUUGCACCCUAUGCAAAGUCAACAGCAGCUUUCUGUAUCAUCAGCAGAAGUCUCAGCAGCUGGCCCUUCUUCUUCUGCUGGAGCCUCAUCAAAGCCACGCAUGCGCUGGACACCAGAACUUCAUGAAGCCUUUGUCGAGGCAGUCAAUAAACUUGGUGGCGGCGAAAGAGCCACUCCAAAGGGUGUUUUGAAGCUUAUGAAGGUUGAAGGCUUGACCAUCUAUCAUGUGAAAAGCCACCUGCAGAAAUACAGAACAGCUAGAUACAGGCCAGAGCCCUCUGAAGGAUCAUCAGAAAAGUUGUCAACUCCUCUUGCAGAUUUGUCGUCUUUAGACUUGAAAGCGGGUAUGGAUCUUACAGAAGCAUUAAGGUUGCAGAUGGAAGUUCAAAAGCGUCUGCAUGAGCAGCUUGAGAUUCAAAGAAAUCUACAGCUUCGGAUAGAAGAGCAAGGGAAAUACCUCCAGAAGAUGCUUGAGAAGCAGUCCAAAUCAGGUGUUCACGAUCUCAAGAUUGAUUCUUCAACAGCUGAAGAACCUUCUUCCCAGACCUCACCGGUAACUGCUCAAGAUCAAAAUGACGCUGAGAAGCUAACUGUUGCUCCCUCAACUCCCAGAGAGACUACAGAGAGAUUGGGAAGGGGAGAAGGAAAGAUGCCCAUUGAAGUUGCUGAAUCUCAUAACCCAUAUAAUGAAGACGUGUCUGAUUUACAACCAUCUAAGCGCAGUAAAAGGUCUGAGCCAAAUUUAUCAGCGUCUUCAGAACCUCCUGAAGACUGAACAAAACCAUGCCAGUGCAGGAAAGCUCUGUUGUAGUGUUCUUGCUGCUGUCAUUUUCUAGUGUGGUAGAUUUAGCUGAAGGUCGUGUGACCAAACACGAAAUAUGAUAGUAACUUUUCUAAGACUUCGGUAUCACUGAUAAAAAGUAAGGUUGGAACGUUGAAAUGUUCCGUUUCUUUUGUCCUUUCCAAAGUUGCGUCCAGAUAAAAGAAACCCGGACAAUGGUUUCUUUUUUAGUUGAUCAUGGUCACGGGCUCACAGCACCUGAUAGCUCAUAUGUUUUCCUCAGCCUCUAAUAUUUUCCUUAUCAAAGUGAAUACUGAGUAAUGCAGUUUAGGUGCCACUUAGCUGUUUUUCUUUUGGCUUACUAGAGAGUACUUCAUAUAUUUGUGAGGGAAGGUGAUGAAGCCGUAGCGUGAUAUAAUCAAAUUCUUACCUAUAACCCCCUGUACAGUGAUGAUCCUUUCCACAGAAUUGAAUGAGAUGACUUAUUGAUGGAA